AUGGCCUCCUCUUCGUCAAACGUGGUGGGUGUCCACUACCGUGUUGGCAAGAAAAUCGGUGAAGGUUCCUUUGGUGUCAUUUUCGAGGGCACCAACCUCCUGAAUAACCAGCAGGUCGCUAUAAAAUUCGAACCCCGGAAAAGCGAUGCUCCCCAACUCCGCGACGAGUACCGAACAUACAAGAUCCUCGUUGGAUGUCCCGGAAUUCCCAAUGUCUACUACUUCGGACAAGAGGGUCUUCACAACAUCCUCGUCAUUGAUCUUCUCGGCCCUUCCCUCGAGGAUCUCUUCGAUCACUGCAACCGCCGGUUCUCCACCAAAACUGUGGUGAUGGUGGCUAAGCAGAUGCUGUCGCGCGUUCAAACGAUUCACGAGAAGAACCUAAUCUACCGAGAUAUCAAACCAGACAACUUUCUUAUCGGCCGGCCGUCCACCAAGGCCGCCAAUGUCAUUCACGUGGUCGAUUUCGGCAUGGCCAAGCAAUACCGUGAUCCCAAGACCAAGCAACACAUCCCCUACCGUGAGCGUAAAUCCUUGUCUGGUACUGCUCGUUACAUGAGUAUCAACACACAUUUGGGCCGUGAGCAAUCUCGGCGUGAUGACCUGGAGGCUCUCGGCCAUGUGUUCAUGUACUUCUUGAGAGGCGGCCUUCCCUGGCAAGGCCUGAAAGCUGCUACCAACAAGCAGAAGUACGAAAAAAUUGGUGAGAAGAAGCAGACAACAGCAAUCAAGGAUCUUUGCGAUAGUUACCCAGAAUUCAACAAAUACCUGAGUUAUGUGCGCAACCUCGGUUUCGAGGAUACUCCUGACUACGAUUACCUCCGUGAUAUCUUGACUCAAGCUCUCAAGAAUGCCGGCGAGGUGGAGGAUGGCGAAUACGACUGGAUGAAGCUCAACAACGGCCGAGGCUGGGACUACAAGUCCUACUCAUCCCAGGCACAUCUCCACAACCAGCACCAGAGCUCAUCUGGACGCGACUUGCACGCAAGGGAACUCCGCAACAGCCGCCCCGGAGUCACAGCCGAUCGUUUAAACGCCGCGCAGCCCCCGCCUCCUUCUCCAGCGAAAGUCGGAGCUGGAAAGACGCGCGAGCGCCAAAGCGCCGGCGGCCUGCCGCCCAAACGUCAGAGCGGGGGACUGGAAGGAUCGACUCCGGCGGCGUCAACUCAAGCCCAGUUCCAGAACUCCAAUGCUCACCUUCCCAAUCGUAUCGGAAGCCCAGGGAACCAGGGCCUGAACAGCCAGCAGCCUGUCGGUGCUCCAGGCAACAGCGAUGCGCCACUCACCUUCACGCAGAAAGCGAUGAAGUUUCUGUGCUGCGGUAGGUGA
Penicillium soppii is the source of this 1329-nucleotide messenger RNA. RefSeq names its product casein kinase I. The coding region runs from base 1 to 1329 and encodes 442 amino acids. Lineage: Eukaryota; Fungi; Ascomycota; Eurotiomycetes; Eurotiales; Aspergillaceae. Gene Ontology annotation, molecular function: ATP binding; protein serine/threonine kinase activity. Gene Ontology annotation, biological process: endocytosis; signal transduction; peptidyl-serine phosphorylation. The record is from RefSeq and is a predicted model, not a curated record. Gene Ontology annotation, cellular component: cytoplasm; nucleus. The transcript is spliced from 5 exons.